AUGGAUGAACUUGCUGUCCCGCCGUCGUACCUCGUUGCCGUUCAGCAACUGCGCAGCAGGUAUGACGAAGCCAUUGCUGCUGGCCGGGUCAGGCCAUUUCUUUUUCCCCAUAGCUUUGCCCCAUUGAUCAUUCUUAUUCUCUCGCUCCUUGUGAAAACCCACCGUAAAGGUCCUUGGAAAAUCAUGAAAUACCUCUCGUUUGGUGCUGUCGCUUGUUCAGCAUUAUAUAACAUACUUCACUCUCGAAUGUACCUUGGAGGCAAUGGCUGCGUCGUCGGAAUAGCCUCCUUUUGGUACAUAAUGUUGAGUGCCUCACUGCUGCUUUUCAAUGAUCCUCAGGAAAAUUUCAAACGCAUUGAAAGAAAGAUAGUUUCUCCACAUAAUAAGGAGAACUCUCCUAGUUAUGAGAGUCGGGAGUUAGUGCUAACGUCAAACAUGUCUCUUGAGGAGAAUAAAGUUGGAUAUGCCAAUUUCAGAUUGUCACGAAGAACCACAAAACCGGCUAUAAAACCGGGAAUAAAGCGCAAGCCCUGCCCUCAAGAAACCAGAGAGAUGUACGUUUUGCGGUGGCAGGCGUAUCCGAAGACAUUUCUCCACCGCCUGGCAUGGGUCUGGGACCUUAUCAUCAAUAUGCGUGGGCCUGGUUGGAAUUGGCGUAUUUCCACAAUUCCGCCGCUACCAAAAUUUACUCCUUGUCACCUCGAUCGGCCAUCGCAUGAAAUCAACAGACUCGAAACCGUGAACUUAAGUGAUACCAAAUCCGCCGCGAAAUCCGCGCUAUUCCGUAUGAUAUGGAGUUACCUUGGCCUAGAUGCCCUAAAGGUCAUCAUGAUGCUCGAUCCCUAUUUCUGGGGUAUUGUUUCUUCCCCGCCACCAUCACCUCUCGACUCCUUCGGCACUUUGGGAAUGGCCGCCACCCAAACCUAUCGCCUCGUCUUCUCGCUGAUGGGCGUUAUAUGUGCAGUAGAAUGUGCGGCUUCCGCCGUUUCUCUGCUCUGUCUUAGCAUUUCAUUAUGGCUCCCCUUCGCUCGCAAAUGGACCUUGAUCCCAAUUGAAGCCCCAUGGUUAUACCCAAAAGCAUUUGGAUCUUGUUUUUCUUCGUUGCUCGACCAUGGCCUCAUCGGCUUCUGGAGUAAAUGGUGGCACCAGAUUUUCCGCUUUAACUUCGUCCAGCCCAGCAAUUGGAUCUAUGCUCACCUUCCACAUCGACUUCAAAAGCCAUUUUUAAGACGACUUCUCCAGUUGUACGUUGUGUUCGGCUUGAGUGGCCUAUUACACGCCGCUGGCAGCUACACGCAACUGGCCCCAACAAGACCCUUCUCCAGCAUUUUCCCGUUUUUCUUUCUUCAGGCCCCGGCAAUCAUGUUCCAGGACCUCGUUGCCAAACAUGCCAUCGCGCGUCUUCCGUUUCGCUUUCCACACUGGCUCUGUCGAUCUACGAAUUUCAUAUUUGUUGUGGUUUGGGCGUUUUUAAUUGGACCCCUGGGCGCAGAUGAUUUUUCAAUAGGCGGAGUAUGGUUGGUCGAGCCGAUUCCCCUCAGCCCGAUUCGUGGUUUGGGAUAUGGUGCAGAAGGCGAAGGCUGGUGGUGUUGGAAAGGACAGGCAUUUCAGCACUGGCGGGGCGAAAAGUGGUGGGAUGUUGGGAUACGGUUUAUGUGA
Histoplasma capsulatum G186AR is the source of this 1659-nucleotide messenger RNA. RefSeq lists its product as uncharacterized. The record is from RefSeq and is a predicted model, not a curated record. The transcript has a single exon. Lineage: Eukaryota; Fungi; Ascomycota; Eurotiomycetes; Onygenales; Ajellomycetaceae. Gene Ontology annotation, biological process: lipid metabolic process. The coding region runs from base 1 to 1659 and encodes 552 amino acids.